AUGUCUGGGCCGCCGUCUCGCAUUCGCUCAAUUCUCGGCCAUCUCAUUCCUCAUCAAACUCCUCCUCCUCACAUCCAUCAUCUGUCGCCGACGUUUUUCCUCGAGCGCGCGGCAUCCAUUGAGCCCAAUGCCGAGGCUAUCUAUCACAUCACCUCCAACGGCGCCAUUUUGCACCGCACCUACCAGGAAUUCGCCGAUCGCGCCAGAGGAUUGGCCUAUUAUCUGAAAAAGCACGGCUUCAAGCGCGUUGGUAUUCUAGCGCCCAAUACGCCGGCUUUUCUCGAGGCCAUCUACGGCAUUCCGGCGGCCGGGGCCGUGAUUGCGCCCGCCAACUACAGACUCAAACCAGACGACAUUGCUUACAUUUUUGAGUUUGCCGAGGUCGACAGCAUUAUUGUCGACCACGAGUAUGUCCAUCUGCUCGAUUUGUUCAAGGAGAGACACCCAAAGAUUCCUCUCAUCAUUGAUUCGGAUACCGAUGCCACAGAGGGCCAGCUCUGCGGGCCGUUUGAUGAGGCCGUGCUGGAGGGACUCAACUAUGAUCGCGCUACGGGCAAUGCAGGAUGGGCUGGUCUCCAUGCGCAUGCCACCAACGAGGAUGACAUGAUUGCCAUUCCUUUUACCUCGGGGACCACAUCCCGGCCCAAAGGUGUCGUCUUUACCAAUCGAGGAUCGUAUCUUGCCGCCAUGGGCAACAUCAUUGAGUCUGGGCUUAAUCAUGGCCGUUGCAAGUACCUGUGGACUCUGCCCAUGUUCCACGCCAUUGGAUGGACUUUCCCAUGGGCUGUCGUGGCAGUGCGCGGCGUGAAUGUCUGCUUGCGAAAGAUUGACUACCCACUGAUCUGGAAGCUCUUGAAAGAGCAAGGCAUUACUCAUUUUAAUGCAGCUCCCACAGUUAACACCCUCUUGGUAGCAGCAAAGGAGGCCGAAAGACUUCCUCAGGAAGUCCGAGUCACGGUUGCAGCUAGCCCGCCAAGCGGCCAUCUGUUUGAGCAAAUGACCAACCUGAAUCUCAUUCCCGUCCAUGUUUAUGGCAUGACAGAGACGUAUGGCCCUCUCACCAAAUGUUAUGUCAUGCCAGAGUGGGAUGAUCUUCCACCGCAGGAGAAAUAUGCCAAGAUGGCUCGCCAGGGCCAUGGCUUCAUCACCAGCCUUCCCAUCCGGGUGGUCAAGCAAGAUCAGCCGGGUGGAGUCCUGGUAGAUGUGGCCAAGAACGGCCAGGAGAUUGGCGAGAUUGUCUUCUUUGGAAACCUUUGUGCCAAGGAAUACUAUAAAGAUCCCGAAGCUACACGAAAGCUCUUCGAAGGAGGCGGUCUUCACUCGGGCGACUUGGCGGUGUGGCACCCGGAUGGCAGUGCUCAGAUUCUAGAUCGUGCCAAGGACAUCAUCAUCUCUGGUGGUGAGAACAUCUCCUCGGUAGCACUGGAGAGCAUGCUGGUCCAGCAUCCCGAUAUUCUCGAAGCCGGUGUGGUGUCUGUUCCAGACUCUCACUGGGGUGAGCGACCCAAGGCAUACGUCACUGUCAAGGAGGGCAAGAGCCUGGUUGGAGAGGACGUGAUCAACUGGGCCAAGCAUCAGAGCAACAUUAGCAAGUUCAUGGUGCCCAGAGAGGUCGAGGUUGUCAAGGAGCUGCCUAAGACGAGCACUGGCAAGAUUAAGAAGAAUGACCUGCGGCAAUGGGCCAAGACUGGGCGAAAGGAGUAA
Trichoderma virens Gv29-8 is the source of this 1704-nucleotide messenger RNA. RefSeq lists its product as uncharacterized. The record is from RefSeq and is a predicted model, not a curated record. The transcript has 5 exons. Bases 1 to 1704 code for a protein of 567 amino acids. Lineage: Eukaryota; Fungi; Ascomycota; Sordariomycetes; Hypocreales; Hypocreaceae.